GCGCAAUAAAUUUCAAGGUGGGGGAGCCUUAUACGUCAUAUACUGUAAGUGGUUUCAAUCAUAUGGCGCUAGGAAGGUAGCAAGAAAUUUAUAUGUAGCUGGUUUCACAGUGAAACCACUAAAAACAAAGGGUUAAAAGAGCCAUUUGAAAAACGGUUAUGGUGUAUUGUUACAGAUUAAAUUAUUGUUCCAACAUACGCUGCUCGUGACUUAAAUACUAAGCAUUGUAUAGUAUAAUUAUUUAUAAAUACUUUAUAAUUCCAAUGUCUAUGGCCAGAGGUCAAAUUAGAUCCGGCAACGUUGCACCGACUGCACCCACUGCCCGAAGUCCAUUCCUAGCGGAAAAGACCAAAAGCAUACCUGCACCAACUGAAGGACUACACUAUCAAAAACCUUGCACUUAAAGAUCUAGACGGUAACGGGGAAAACGUAUAUCGAGGUGAACGUACACGAGUGUAUUUGGACGAAGGGAGAAGGUGAAAACAUACACGUUGUCGCUUUCCAUUGAGCAUUGGUGUAACGUUAUCUUGUUUCUGUAGGGUAUUGCUGGACUCAUGGAUUCGAGUAAGGUAAAGGUAGUCACCUGUAUUGCUCCAGUCAAUAUAGCUGUGAUCAAAUACUGGGGAAAAUCAGACGAAAACUUGAUAAUUCCGAUCAAUGACUCGCUUAGUGGCACACUUUCCAUGGACUUCAUGUGCGCAAAAACAACAAUAAUAGCGAGCCCGGAAUUACAAGAAAACACAUUCUGGCUGAACGGAAAAGAACAAAGCUUCAACAACAAAAGAUUAACUAACUGUUUACAGGAAGGUUGGUGAACUCAUUAAAAAAUGUCGCUUGAUUUUGAAUAACAAUUACAAUUAUGACAAUGCGCGUUUUUGUAAAAUAUUAAGCAAUUAGUAAUGAUGCUUAAGAGACACGCACGGAAGGAAAAUUAGCAAUGCUAAUUAGCUAUGCGACUAAAAUCUUCCACAGUUUGUUUUUUAAUAACUUUGUAAUACCCUAUGGGCCUUCGAGGCUUUCUUUUUCGGGAUAUAAGGUGUCGGAGUUAUGAUUGAUUGAAAAAUUGAAUUUCCCACCAAAAAUUAUCGCAAAAAAUUGUUUCAUGCGUGCUUCGAAGACCCCUAAUUUGACGUAAGCAAAAUUGUAUCUUCUAAUACGAAUGAGAUUUUUAAAUUAAAAAACGAUAUAAUAAAGCAGUUUCAAAAGCACCUAGGUAAACAUAAAAAAAAUGGGGAAAAGGGCACGUCCUCUUACUCUCAACAAGCCUAACUGGGCGAGGUUCCAAAAAGUGAAAAGUCCGAUUAUCUCCCCUUAUGCGUCAAGUCCCAUUGUUAGCGAUAGUAUACUCGUAUUUACACUCUUCCAACUCCGCUAGUUCUACACACCUUCUGUUUUUAGUAAAGCGCCUAGCUAGCAAAUCCCUACCUCAUCUGAACUGGAAGUUUUCCAUCAAAUCUGAGAACAACUUCCCGACAGCGGCAGGUCUGGCAUCAUCGGCAGCCGGAUAUGCUUGUCUAGUUUCAGCUUUGGCCAAGCUGUACGAGAUAGAAGAUAAUGUUUCCUUCAUAGCUAGGAUGGGAUCUGGGAGUGCUUGUAGGAGCAUGUAUGGUGGAUGGGUUCUUUGGUGUAAAGGAUCAUCUCCUGAUGGUAGGGACUCGAUCGCAAAGCAAAUUGCGCCAGCUUCUCAUUGGCCAGAAAUGAGAGUAUUAAUAUUAGUAGUGAAUGAUGAAAGGAAAAAGUACAGUUCUACUGAUGCAAUGAAGAGAAGUGUCGAAACCAGUGAACUUCUUAAAUACAGAGCAAACCAAAUAGUUCCAAAAAUGACCAAAGCAUGCAUAGAAGCUAUUCAGAAAAAAGACUUUGAAAUCUUUGCUGAGAUCACUAUGAAGGAAUCCAAUAGCAUCCAUGCAAUAUGUCAAGACACAUAUCCGCCUUGUGUUUAUUUGAAUGACACAUCCCAUACUGUUGCUAAUGCCGUUCACGCUUAUAAUGAAUUCAAAUCGUCAAACAAAGUGGCAUAUACAUAUGAUGCAGGCCCCAAUGCAGUCUUGUACUUAUUAGAUUCGAGUGUAGACGAGUUCAUGUCAGUUAUAAAUUAUCUUUUCCCACCUCAAGAUACUGCAGAGUAUUAUAAGGGUUUGCCUCUGUCAUCCAAUCAGUUGUCACAGGAUUUAAAAAUGGCACUGAACAUCCCUGUUCAAGAGCCAGGAUGUCUCAAAUAUAUCAUCCAUACAAAAAUUGGAGAAGGUCCUAAAAUUCUGACUGAUCCUCAACAACAUUUAUUGUGAAAAACUGGAUAUAUCUUGUUUUGGCCAAUGUAAUAAUUCAAUAAUAUGGUUGAAUAUAGAUAAUCUAAAGCAUCUGUCAUAGCAGGAUCUAAACAUAUUUUGUAAUCUGGUGGUUAAAAUCAAUAAAAUACAUUUUGAACAAAUUAA
This is a messenger RNA of Acanthoscelides obtectus, 2435 nucleotides long. The record is from the annotation of a GenBank genome assembly. Lineage: Eukaryota; Metazoa; Arthropoda; Insecta; Coleoptera; Chrysomelidae.